AUGCACGACACUGGUUUAAGGAUAAUUCAUUACUCUACAAUGAGUAAAGUAGUGCAUGCGUAUUUCAGUGCCAAAUGCCACCAACUCAAAAGUGCUCUCAACACUAGAAUCAAGACGUCUCUAAAUGUUCUUUCACGUUUUGGUGCACUUCAGAGUCCGUUGGUUCUAGAAAGGGUAGAAAAAUCAAUGAAUCUCGCAGCUCAAAGAAAAAUUGUCAAGUUUGAUUCAAUGAUUGGCCCUCUAGACUCGAAGGUUGAUUUACAAACAGAUAAUACUGCGUUGACGGUUAUGCUCUCUUCGAUAAAGUUGGUAAUCAAGUUCCUCCAGAGAGUUGUUAACAAACGUUGGCCCAAAUUUUAA
Messenger RNA from Arabis nemorensis, 360 nucleotides. The record is from the annotation of a GenBank genome assembly. NCBI's taxonomy places the organism in Eukaryota, Viridiplantae, Streptophyta, Magnoliopsida, Brassicales, Brassicaceae.